This is a messenger RNA of Exaiptasia diaphana, 3348 nucleotides long. RefSeq names its product coiled-coil domain-containing protein 6. Lineage: Eukaryota; Metazoa; Cnidaria; Anthozoa; Actiniaria; Aiptasiidae. The record is from RefSeq and is a predicted model, not a curated record.
CUUCAGUCAAGGAGACUUCCAAGAUGGCGGUGCCUCUCAACUUGUCUGGUGAGGGCCCGGCCUUUAGCGACAGCGAUAUGAGUGCAGACGAGGGUUCAUCGUCCACUACAAAUCAAAAUAUAAGUCUUCUCAGUCUACUCAAGCAGGAAAAUAGAGUAUUAAAAAUGGAACUAGAGACAUGCAGACUUCGCUGCAAAACCCUUCAAGAAGAGAACAGAGCGCUCCGCCAAGCCAGUGUUUCUAUCCAAGCAAAAGCUGAACAAGAAGAAGAGUUCAUCUCCAAUACAUUACUCAAGAAAAUACAGUUAUUAAAGAAAGAAAAGGAAACGUUAGCAACAAACUAUGAACAAGAAGAGGAGUUCCUGACCAAUGAUUUGUCCAGGAAGUUAGCUCAGUUAAGAAAGGAAAAAGUAGAUCUUGAGAACACUCUUGAACAAGAACAAGAACUGCUGGUCAAUAGACUUUGGAAGAGAAUGGACAGACUGGAGGCUGAAAAAAGAAUGUUACAAGAAAAGUUAGAAGAACCCAUAUCAGAACCUCCAUCUCCACGGCAAUUCACUGAAGCUGAAGAUACAGCAGGGGGCAUUGCAACACACAUCACAUCUCUACGAGAAGAAAUAAGAAGACUACGACUGCAGCUUGCAAAAUCCGAGGCAGACUAUUGCGAGAAGAUGCARGCUUAUGCCAAAGAGGAAAGGCAAACAAAGGAGGAAAACAUCAGAUUACAGAGAAAAUUGCUGAGAGAAAUGGAGAGAAGAGAGGCCUUAAGUAGACAGCUGUCAGAGAGYGAGUCCAGUCUUGAAAUGGAUGAUGAAAGACAUUUCAAUGAAAUGACUUCACAUGGACAGGCUAAUACAAGUGGCUCAUCAAGCCGUGAGCGUACCAUUUCAAGUCCUGUUCCUCUAACAACUGGUUAUGGUUUCACCCCACCAUCACCACACAUGAGCCGAUAUUCAUCUACUGGAAGUCUAACUAGUUCAUUACCAAGUGGCUCAUCACCCCCCACCCAUCAUGUACCAACCAGCCAUAGGCGGAUGAGCCCCGGAGGCCCAAGCACUGUGAUAAGGCCCUCAUCGGGAUCAUAGUUCAUUGAGCAUUGCCAUGGUUACCUGUGAUGUUGAAGUAUGAUUGGUUGAUAAGAGGUUAUGUUUGCUGAUGUAUCCAUGUGAGUCUGAUCUCCCAGAAAACACAAGCCAUAAACUAUUUGUGACAAGAAAACUUUUAAAAUGUGUAAGCAUACAGGUUAUUUCUGCAAGGUUGACCACUUGAAAAUAUAUCCUGCUUUUUUUCUGAGAAGGGUAUUGGCCUUUCUAGAAUUCCAAAAUUUUUGCUUAUCAGUUACCAUUAUCCAUGAAAUAAACAAUAAUUACCUUUUAAACUAACUUUUACUCAAUAAUAAGUUUUCAAAAGUGACUAGUAUUAGGUAUUUCAUGGAUAAUAAUUAUUAAUAAUUAUUAUAUAUUAUUAUCAAUUGAUAAUAAUUAUUAUAAGAUAAACAUAUUUUAUGGACAAGUCUACAUUUCCAGCUCUUCAGUUAGAAGGAACGUAUCAACAGAAACCUACAAGGGACUUGAAACGUGUAGUGCCCGUAUAUUUCUCUAGUACCAAGCGUCGGAAUAUUCAAAGCUCAUUAAAAAUUCGAAAACGAACGUUAUGACCAUAUUUGGAAAAUUCKGCCGUUGGAAAAGAGAUUUAAGGCCCGUUUUGGUUGGCUACAUGUAUAGGGUAAAUUGAAUUGUUCCAAAUAAGGAAAUGAGAUGCAAAUUAGAUUUGAAUAUUCCAACAGAUGGCACGGCGUUACACGUUUCAAGUCCCUUAUAGGUUUCUGGUAUCAGUCAAUACACCCUAAUACCAAUAAUGGCGCCAUCUUGAAUUCUAUUGUUUUAAGUAUUAAUUCAGUGAGAAACUAUGGUAUGCCCAGGGAACACUAAAUGAUGAAAUCUGUGAARCAGCUUUUUUUGAUCCCUAUACAGUGCAAAGAAAUAACCAUGACUAUCGACACUGCAAAAUGUUAGUUCCCCUGGCAUUAUCUGACUGGAUGCAUAAAGGUGGCCUUUUUAAACGGAGAUYCUGUUGCAUAUUAUAAUAUGUUCUGUAAUAUUGAUCAUUUUCAUGUUGAAAAUACCUUGGACAUGGCAAAUURGCCUCCAUUACAUCCUUCUCCCUUUUGAGGCUCUGUGUCUUCAAAAAGCACAGGAAGCCCAAAAGGUAACAGCUGUGACAGAGUGCGGAGUGUGCCUCAGUGAUACCCCUACUCUCCCCUCCCAGACUCAGUGGAAAUGUCGUUAAGAAGCUAUUGAAAGUCAGCAUCGUKAGGUUAUUUGAUAGAUUUGCGGAGUGAGUAAGCACAGUAAAGUGUUUUAUGAAGCAUWCUUAAGAUAAGGAUACUAGAAAAGACAUUUUCUGAAAUACAAAAGYAUGUUGCAUUGURGUCUAGCUYCAGUACAAACAACACCAUAUCUGACUAUAUAAACAAAAGAUGUUUGUACCGAAUCUAUAAYAUARUGGAAUGGMAACGCUAUUUCAGAGAAGGUCUGUGUCGCUUUGUAGUAGGGACAGCUUUUUUUCUUCAACUGAGGUUUUAUAAGGCCGCAAAAAGAGAGAGUUAUCGCUAUAACAUAGGGACUCCAUCCCUUAAGCUUGAGCAAACGACGAAUGUUAAUACUGACUCCAAUUUACAGUUCGAAGUGGCAUCUUGAAAGGUACCGAGCCUUUGCACCAAAGCGAGACAGGAGUUGAGCCUGCAGUGAUAGAUACCUUGUGUUCACACCUAAGACAAUUAUUCACAGGUAUCUAACAUUGCAAGUUUCACUUCUGUCUCGCUUUGAUGCAAAGGUUCGUAUACCUUUCAAGAUGGUGCUUGAACUCAAAUGUAGUAUUACUUCUCGUUCUUGAGUUUCAAGAACUCGUAAAAACUAAAGCAAGUGUUUAAUUAGCAAGUGAUGCUAAGAGUGUUGAUAUUGAUUGAUUGAUAAACGACCGUUUGCGUUUGUAUACCAAAGAAAUACUUACAAAAAUAGCCAAUGGCCGGCGAGUUAAAGACUCAUCACCAACCGUCAUGCCUUUCGAGCCUUUAUGUUUGAAAAUAAUAAAGGCAUCGUAAUAUAUAAAAACGAYAAAUACUGUUUAUUAUCCCGUUUUGGUCUCUGGAAAUAUAAGUAUUGAAAGGCUCGAUCUUUAAAAAAAAAUCGAUGGAUUGAAGCACAAACAUUGCGUYACCCUAUUUGUGUCUAAAAAAUCGAUAAAAACGACCGUUAGGUGAUGGCCUUUGAAGAAAUUUUAGUAGACGUGAGAUUGAUCAGGUUUUAACAACCUGGAAAAAGAAAAAAAAAAAAGAAAGAAAGAAAA